Messenger RNA from Bombus impatiens (common eastern bumble bee), 1073 nucleotides. RefSeq lists its product as uncharacterized. The transcript has 5 exons. Gene Ontology annotation, biological process: reciprocal meiotic recombination. Gene Ontology annotation, cellular component: site of double-strand break. Lineage: Eukaryota; Metazoa; Arthropoda; Insecta; Hymenoptera; Apidae. Bases 137 to 916 code for a protein of 259 amino acids. The record is from RefSeq and is a predicted model, not a curated record.
GUGACUUAUGCUCCAGCCAAUUAGCUUCUUUUAAGUAGUAUCUUGUAUACUGUUUGAAAGGUAACAUUGUUGUGUGUGAUGUUAUUAAAUAAUAUUUGAUAAUAAUAGUAUUAAGCAAGAAUUUUUCAAAGAAAAUAUGGACUUGGAUACUUCUUAUAUUGAACCUUUACUUGAUGAUUGGCUAGAAGAACUUCAAUCAAUCAUUAAAGCGCAAGAAAGUUUUAUCAAAGCUAAAGACGAAUUUUACAUGCCAUUUGUAGCUAUACCAAUUCCAAUUAUCAAUGCAAUAUUUAAAAUAACAGAAUAUCUCCAUUUGGGGCCAGAUACUAGAUACAUUGCUAUUCACUUAUAUGAUAAAUUUAUGUGUAGCUAUUUUUGGGAAGUAUAUAGAAAUGCUGAUCAAACAGAAAGUUCUUGGUCUCAAGUUUGUAAAAAAGUAGCAAGUCAAUCAAAAUUAUACCUCAUGUCUUGUUUGCAAUUAGCAAAUAAAAUGGAUUCACAUUUCAACAAGUUAAGAAUAUCGCAAGUACUUGGUAUCUUACGGUGUAUAGACAAAAAAUCUGAAUACACACCCAAUGUAAUUUUUCUAUCAGAAUAUAAGGUAUUUAAGACUGUUGGAUUCAGAAUGCCAUUUUACACUCCGUUAAAUUGCGUAGAAAUUCUUUUAGCUGCAACAGGACUCAAGGAUACUCCAAAUAUGCAAGAACUUACUAUAAAUUUAUUGGAUCUAGUUUAUCUGCAGAUAUAUAUGGUUAUAGAGGGAGGAAAUAUAUUUUCAUUUGCAAUGUUUGUUGCAAGAACAUAUAGCAAAGACUCAACAAGAAAAGAGGAGUCUUAUGAUGUUAAUGUCAAAUAUAUUAUUUUUGGGAGCUUCUAUCGUUCUUUGUGGGGCAUUCUUUUUGUGUAUAGAUUGUAAAUCAGUAAGAAUUAUAGCUUCAAAAUUAUCGCAAUUAAUAGAUAUGAAGAUUCAUGAUAUUUGGGAUAUGGCUAACAUACUUCUUAUAAUGGCAAUUCAAGAAUAAUUCUUAAAAAAUCUAUGUAAAAGUAAACUUUUAUAUAUUGUAUAUUUCAUA